Molecule: messenger RNA, 9282 nt
Organism: Xiphophorus maculatus (southern platyfish)
Lineage: Eukaryota; Metazoa; Chordata; Actinopteri; Cyprinodontiformes; Poeciliidae
Product: leucine-rich repeat-containing protein 52-like
Exons: 2
Coding region: 581-1558 (325 amino acids)
Cellular component (GO): voltage-gated potassium channel complex
Molecular function (GO): voltage-gated potassium channel activity; transmembrane transporter binding; potassium channel activator activity
Source: RefSeq, a predicted model, not a curated record
CGCGGUCACACCGGGGAAGGACGCACCGAUCUCCGAGGAGAGGGGGGGAAGUCGGCUUUUGUUUGCUGGACAGCGUCACACACACCUGACAGGCGAAGAUAACAAGACAAACAACAACAAAAGGGAGGUUGCGCAAAAGUAGUUGCAACAUUCAGGAUUUCAGCCGAUUUCUGCAAGUCGUGGCAUUUGUUUGGGAACUAGUCAAACAAUGCACUCUGUCGGAGACGGCUGAUGCCCCAAGAUGAGACUCGGAGGAAGUUUUUGGCGACGUUCCGCUGUUUUGUGGUCCUCAGGUGGGACAAAGUCUGGUAGGUCUCUCCGGUCACCUUCUGCUAUAAUGCCUUGUGGCGGCGCGCCGGCGUGCGUGUGACUGACUGACUGACUGACAGUCUGCCCAAGAGAGAAAGAGAGGCUGGAUAGAAACAGCAGACAGGCUGUCAGGCAGAGACGGCUGGACUCCCAGCGCAGGCUUCUCUCCUCUCUCCCCGCUCCCCAGACUCAUGCAGGAUGCCCGGGAAGCGCCGCCGGGGAGCGCUGGUCCAGCUCAGCCCGAGUUCAUGACGCCCUGGGCGGCCUCGUCAUGCGUUUCCUGCCCGAGCCCAGCGCCCAUUCCCUCCGGCUUCUCUUCCUCUUUAUCUUCGUGAUGGGGGUGGCCCCCUCUCCGGCGCUCACAGCCGGCUGUCCCGACGGAUGCGUGUGCGACGACCAGCUGGUGGUCCAGUGUGCCGGACAGGAUCUCACGCUGUUCCCCAACGACCUGCCCCUGGCGACCCGGCAGCUCAUCCUCUCCAACAACCGCAUCGCGGACCUGCCGCCCCUUCAGCUCAACUACCUGUCCGACCUGGUCUAUCUCGAUUGUAGCAACAACUCGCUGACAGACAUCUCCGAGUCUACUUUCGGGAACUUGCGGAAACUCGCUUACUUGGACUUGUCUUUCAACACGCUGCUGCAGAUCGAGGACCGGACUUUCGGGCCCCUGGCUUCCCUGGUGAUGCUCCGGUUGACGGACAACCCGAAUCUGGGGGAGAUCCACCCGGACGCCUUUUCGGAGAACUUUGCCCUGCAGGUCCUGGACGUGAGUCGGAACAACCUGACGGUCUUGAACAUCAGCAGUCUGAUCGCCCUGCCUGCUCUGCGCUCUCUGGGCCUCAGCGGGAACCCGUGGAGGUGCGAUUGUGACACCGAAGACCUCUGCCUGUGGGUGCAGAUAGAGGGAUUCAAGUUCCAAGAUGAGGGCCAGACGAUUUGCUACAACCCUCCGGAGCUGGCGGGCCAGCGGUUGGCGGAGGUCGGCAUGCAGCUGCGGGCGGACUGCCACCAGGGUCUGGGCUACUGGGACUACCUCUUCUUCAUCGCCAUCGGCUUCGUCAUCUUCUCGGCCGGCACGGUGUCGGCCUGGGUGAUGGGCGUGCUCAUGGUGCUGUACGAGCGCUACAGCAAGCGGAAGAGCGAGGAGCUGGACAGCGAGGACGAGGACGAGAGGGGGCCGAUGAACGGGAGUGGCGGAGGAGGCAACCAGGGCAACGGGGAUCUGAGCAAACCCAACAUGCAGGUGUGACGGGCCGCUGCGGAGAGGCGUCCGGAAACGCUACUUGAAGGGAAGACGGACAGAAAACGGAGGAGGGACGAGCCAACGCCGUGAAACUGCUUGUCUCUUCUUGUUGCAGAUUUGGAUAUCGCAAAUGCUCUUUAACGUGACGAAAAGUGGGUGUUUAAGUGUGUGUUGGCGUGCGUGUGUGUGUGAGAGAGAGAGAAACAAUCAGAGACAGCAAUAAGGUUGCCUUUGAGCUAGGAGAACAGAUUGACCUCUGAGAUUAUUGAGAGCAAUAACCCUGCACAUACAACCACAAGUUCCUCCAUGCGAUGUAAAGUGCUCUUUACCAACACCUUGUGUGAGUGGCACAUCCAAGCACACGCGCACUUCAUUCAGAAAAAUAAAGGUAAAAUAGGGGGAGAUUCACAAAAAAAGAAGAAGAAAAAAAAGACCGAUGCCUUAAAUCUGCCACAGUCGAAACAGGGAAACUUGUUUAUGUCAGUGUUUAAACGGUAUCUUCACUUGAAAUAGUCAACAUUAGCUGUUCUGUGUUCAGGACGAAAUCUGUCCACAUAGAGCAAAACGUCAUUUUGGGGGCACAUAAUUAAACAGAUAGAAAACACAGUAGUGUGAUUGUACAUAAAAGAAGUGACUCGCAACUCACUGAAACACAAGCAACGCAGAAAGUUCAGGGACCCGCCGUUCAAAAGUCAACGCAUUCUGUUCUUCAUUGAGGCUGCUGAGAUCGAAGCGGCCUCGGAAACUUUCCGUGGGGAUCUUAGAAAUAUUUCAAACUGUAAACUUUUCAUGGGAAAUCACGAGGAUGAACUGGAAAUUUGAGGAAACCACAUCACAUACGGGCAUGAAUUUUAUUUUUUUUUUGUAACUAAAUUUCUAUUAAUUCCCAUGAAAAGUUUCUAAGUUUGGCAACCGUAUUUCUUAUGUCAAACAGGCACUUUGUUGAGGUUUUUUUUUUGUUCUUUUUAGCUACAAGUACUAUUGGAGAUUAUUUGCUUAAUUGGUUUUGCAGUCUUUUUGACUGACAGCUGGUAAGAGGCAAAAAAAGCUGAUGCAGUCUUCUCACACGAGAAAUAUUAGCAGAAUUAAUUGUGUGACAUUUUUUUGAAUGUAAAAACAUCUUGGAUUCUAAAAAGCUUUGCCGGUUUCUAACAAAGCAGCUUGACACCACUUAAAAACCUCGUUUUGGGCUGAUCUUCCAGGGUGCUUAAGCUUCGUAGAGUGAAGCCUCAGUGCUCUUCUCAGCUAGGCGUGAUUACAGGCUCCCGCUUGUUCCCGAGUUUCGAGUGGCCGUUUGAGAAAUUUAGGCUUAGAGCACACUGCGCAGUGGCACAAAUUGUACAUGACUUGGAACAUGUCACCUUGUUUGGGCUGAGCAUUAUGAAAUCGUAAUCUUUCUCCUGCGGGACUUGCUAGUGCAGCAGAAUCACAGCAGGAACGUCAGAGAUGCAAGAGUUUUGAGUGUUCGUUUGCCUUAUUUAGAGUAAACAGGACAAUGUUGGUUGCAGCAAUACUAACAUUGUUCUGUCAUUGUUUCCUUUAACAAUGACAGAACACUGAUUUCUUCUCACAAGAUUUUCUUUUGCAAUGGAAGAUUUUGUCUAAAAUGGCCGACAAUCCCACAUUUGUAGACUUUGGUCCCUCACUUCAUCUGUAGAGAUUGUGCAAGUUGUCCAAGCCAGAGUUGCCAACUUUUCAGCUGUCGGUAAAAACGGUAAUAAAAUCUCCUUAAUUCUAAUGAGAUUUGUCUAGGCAGAGUUAGAAGAAAACUCUGAAACGUGAGAGUUGGCAACCCUGCAGGAAGUCGUGUCUCCGGUGACCCCAGGGUUUCAUUUGGCUGAUUUGUGGCAGGUUUAUAUGGUGCAUUUGAUUUGUACUCAAAUGCUGGAAUCAUAUAACUCCAAAUUAAGACUCCAAGUACACAUUCAAUAAAUAGGCCAUGCAUGUAAAACUAAUUGAAAGUCACAGUCAGCAAUAUAGUGGAUAUCGGCAUUCCCUUGUCAGGGACCAAAGCCAGCUGCAAAUAGUUAAACUCCAGGAGUGAUUGAGACCCCCUCUAGAAACGCUUGGCUAUUUUCACAGUUCAACACUAAAUAUACCUCAUUAUGCAUUAAUGCGUACAGGGGAAACCGUUUUAGCACUACCACAGAAGCUAACAUCUACAGCGGUCUUCCUUAUUUCAGCUUUCUGGGGUACAGCCAACCAGCACCAGUGAAAGUAAAUGCAGCUCCUGCAUUGGCUGCUUUGCAAACGGCAGCCAAUAGCAUGUCAAGUAGCAGGUCGCCCAGUUAAUCCAGCUUCCCGCCCUGCAGUUUCCUUUCACGUGUUUUAGAUGUGCGCCACAAAAAAAAAAAAAGAAUACUCAGAGUUUCUGCAAAUAACUUUAAGUUAGGUUCCACAGUAAAAUUGGUGAAUCUGCAAAAAAGAAAUGUGAAUAGGUGGCAGUUCACUUGUACAUCUGAUGAUUCCUUAUCGACUUAAAUCCGUAUAACAAUGUGAGAGACUGUAAUCGGUACACAAUAUUCCAGUCCAGGACUGACCAGUCCACAUUUGCAUUAUUCUGCUUAUCUGCUUCUAAGCCGACCCUAAAUAUUAAAGAUUUUAAACUAUCUGAUGCAGCCCAGACUUGUCGACACAACUUUUCAAAAGUCUGUUAGCUCUGAUAGGAAAAUGUGAAGCAGGUUAACAUUAAAACUAUUUCUGAAGUGCUUAAAAACCUUUUGUAUCUUGCCUCUGUCAAAUAUUCUAUUUUCUAGUGAGUACUCAAAAUGCUCCUGAAUAAAUAUUGUACAUUAUGUGUAGGGUUUGUCAAUGUUUCUCUUCAAUUCUUCUUCCAACGAGUGCUGCAUAAAAAGGCAAGUCUCAAACAGAUUUUUGUUGCUAAGAUAAAAUCAUCCACUUCAUUGCUAAUACCAGUAGAUCUGCUACUACUGCCCUGCUUUAAUGUUUAUGUUGCAGAAUGUGCUCCUGUUACAUUUCCCUGCAGACAGCUGUUAGCACAGCAACAGCUAGCAAAUCUGUCUUUGUUUUCCUGCUGCCUACUGGACCGGGCUCAGCCCAGCUCUGAAGUCAAUUCCAGAACCAUUACUGUUGCACAGAUCUUUGUUCCUGGACAUAUUUUCUGGUUUGGUGUCAAUUUACUGCUCAAGCUUUGUCCCCUGUAAAGGCAGACAAAGUCUUCCUUUGGGAGUACCAAGUACUCCGGUGACCUGUGUAUUGGCUUUUCUUUAGGUUUCACUGUGAACCUAAAGAUUCACCCCAGUGCAGCAACCAUAUCUAAGACGCUGGAGUUAUAGAAGUGGGACAGAUUCAUGGUGGCUGCACAUGAAGAUGGUAAUCAGACGGAUUUAGUCAGUCAAGCACUUAAUGAUGACUUGAUAUGAUGUGACUAGUCUUAUCUUCUGGUUAACCUCACGUUACACUGAACAUACAAGGCUGACAAAACAAAUUUAAUUCCUUUUAGUUUUUCCUUCUUUAAAUUUUAUUUUUUCUCUUGUCCUAAGUUUCAGGCACAUUUCAUUGUUAAAGAAAGUGAAUCUCUUUUUGGAAACAAAGGCCAUCUAGUGUUUGUGAUGAGUGAAAGUCACUGAGGAGAAAUGCUGGCCCACUCAUCUUAGUGUACAUUUUCUAAUUAAUUUGAAGGAUUUAAUGCGUGAACAACGUGCAAUUGGAUCUAAUUUAAGUUUGGACUUUGACACAGCCACCCCCGAACCUUAGUUCUUGUGCCUUUGUUUUAGUUUUAGUCAGAACUGUUCAUUUGUGCUUAGUUUCACUUUCUUAUUGUUAAAUCCAGACUUUCUGCAGGUUUCAACAUCUGUCUCGGACUUUUUAAAAACAUUAUGAAUGAAAUUUAAAACCCUCAACUUAACUUCAUCCAGCCAACUGGCGAUAAAUUUGUACUUACCCACGAGAAAUGCAAAAAAGCUAGUCAGCAGUGAGUUAGUGGUAGCCUCAACUAUCUUGAGUGUCACGCAAUGUAGACGUCAAAACAUAGAACAUACAAAAGUACAACAAAAUUUAAGAACUGUGACUAACAUACUAACAUAAAGGCAAACGUAUUGCUUCAAACUGAAUUCAAGACCUUAAUUUUAGAUACAUAAAUCUAAAUUUAAGACUUUUAAGGAUGUGCGGAUAUCCUGUGAAUCAUGUCCUCUGAACUGAGCGGAGUGAGACCUGCAAUGUGUUGGGCGUUCUGCUUGCUUCUUGUGGGACCUCUCUGAGUUGUCAAUGUGCUCCUGAAGUAAUUUUGAUAGGCCAGUCACUUGUGGGAAGAUUCACCACUGUUUUAUGUUUGGUUCUCAUUUUGGUUCUGCGUUCUCCAAAACCCUUUAAAACGGCUUUGUAAUGUCCUUUCCAGAAAGAUCGAUGUCCGCUGCUUUACCGUCAUCAAGAUCAAGGCAUGAUGUUUUGCUUUUUGACAUCUCUCAGCCUACUUCAUGUUGUCAGACAAGUUAUAUAUAAGUGAAUGUAUUGAUUCUACAGAUUUGACCAUAAUUAAGCGUGGGUGUUGUUUGUAAACAUCAUCUUAAUUGAUAAAAAAAAAUAGGUCACCAACCCGUAGGAAUGUGCUUGUUAUUUUUGAACGCCAUAAUCUUUGUCCUUGUGGAUCUAGAAUGUGACAAAGAAAAAGCAAAAACAGAAGAGAUCUGUGGCCAAUACGUUGAAACAACAACAUUCAAGGUCACCGUGGAGCACCGAAGGUGGAGUGUUUGUUGGUGCGCGCGCGACUGCGUCUGUUUAAUUGGGUCAGAGCGAUCACAAAGCAUCUCUGCGAGCAGCAUGGGUGAAUGAUGUAUGGACGGAAGACGAUCAAAAGCCCCUUCGCUUCCACUCCGCGUCGCCUCCAGCCCGUCCGUCACGGGUAGGAGUUCGGAGAUGAUAAACGGCAAACUUGGGCGGGGAGAAGAGUGCGGACAAUGUCAGAAGUGUGAAUUCUUUCCGAAUGACACGCUGAGCCAUUUGAGAGAUUGAUGGGCUACAUUAUUGUCCUUUGCUGAGAACGUAAACGCUUAAAGGAUAAAUCUCAAGAGAGCUCGAUGCUUGUGUCACUGAGUAUCUGUGAACACACGCAGGUGUAUAUUUAUGGCUCCGGGUACCAUCUUUUGAUGCUGAUGCACAUGAGUGGCUUCAGAUUUAUUUACAGCUGUGGGUUAACUAGUCAUCAGGGUAACACACCUUAUUCGACACAAAGUCAAGCACAGGAAUCAGCUCACUGUCUGCUUUCCACACAUACACAUACACACAUCCAGCACAUGCAAAAUGAAUCUCAAGGGCACAGUUAAAGUCAGAGCCGCAGGCCCGAGAACAUUAACACUCCUGUUUUGGUCUCUCUUGCCAUGCAUCACUACAUCCUCUUAUCCUCCCCUCCAUCUUCAAUCUGACGCCGUCAUCAGCUUUAACACACACACACACACACCUGUACUCAUAAUUUGCCUCUGCUAAAUCUUUAUGCUGUCAUUAUCAGAUCGUUUUUGUCAAAGGGAAGCUUAAAGCGCCGUCCGUCCGUCUUAUAUUACAUCACAAUCAUUUGGCACACAAGGGCACGACCUCUCAGCCACAACAUGCCGGUACUUAUCAGAGGACAACAAUACUUCCUGUCUGGAGUGCGUAACUAUUUUUGGUCUGCUGUACAGCGGACAGAGAGUGGCUGUUGCUUGCGUGCUAUAGGUCAAAAACAGCAGGGGUUUGGCAAUGGAAGCGAUUUUUAACUGGUGCUAACAUGUCGCCGCACCGAACAGAGGACAGAGUAAAAAUACAGCGGACGUUAAAGGAUGAGGGUUUGUGUUUGUUGACGUGUAGAAAGUCUCAAACAAUCCUCUGAGAAACACAUCUUUGGUCGAUAAUCGAUUUAUAGAGAAUUUGAAAAACCCGUGGUUUAAAGGUCUAGUUGAAGCGAGGUUCUCCGUAAUAGGCAUUUUCCCGCCAAAGCAGUUCUUUACUGGUUGAUUUACUUUUACAACCCGAAAGCCAACUUGACAUUACAUCAGUCAAUCAGAUUUGUUUGCAUAGCACAUUUCAGCGACAAGGUAGUAAAACUUGUGAAACCAGUAACAGAGAUUACAUUUUGUCCAGUGUCUUCAUUAAAAUCAUCAAUACGUUGAUGUAAAUGUUGCCAUUAUUAUGGGACAUCAUUAUAAACGUCUCAUCCAGUAAAUACUUUGUGGAGGAUCAUGGUGCAGGAAGACAUUUUAAUGUUAUCAGUGUCAGUAAACAGAUGUCCUCAUCUCAUUAUGUUAAUAUAUUAACACUAUUUCACAGGUUUUGUGAAUGAACAGAGAGAUUUAUUAACACCAAGCGAUGAUAAAGAUGAUUUUUAUUAGGAAGUGAGUUGUAAAUGGUCUCUAUGGAUUCAUUGAUUAUUUGUGAGUGCAUUGACCUCCUUAAGCUCCAUGACAAGCGAGUAAUUUGAUUACUUGCUAACACUAAAGGAAUAUGUUUUUAAUUUUUGUUUUUUUGUGCCUAAAUGAAUAAAGACUCUAAAAGGCCUAUACAUAUUCCACAAGAACUGAGUAGGGCUGGGUGAUAUGAACUUACAUUUUUAUCACGAUAUUUUGUGGUACUGUUGUGAUAUCGAUAAACGUGACAAUGGGAACUAUUUAUUACGGCUUUUCUUGGUUACUGAAUGGAUCUGAAAGCAUGACGCAGCAACCAUAGCCCCACAAACACAAAUACUGCUCUUGAAGAACACACCCAUUUGUAAUAUGUUUUUUUUUUUGGACACCAGUCGUGUGAUUUGCAACAACAGAAGGUAGUAAAUGCAUUUAACCAUAUUUUUUUGUUUCUGAGCACUGCAGCUCAAGGCGUAUAUAUGUUACCUUUUUACAUGAAAAACAGCCAUUUUCUCCAGUUACUGUUAUGAAGUUUGUCAUUUUAAAAAAAGUUAGCCUGUUGCAAACCUAGAGCAGUAAAUCUGUUAAGCACAGCGGGUGUUUAAUCCGUAUUUUUACUUUAGUCUUCCACCACUGUGUGCAUCUGUUAAUAAAAAAAAAUAAAAUAAUUUAAAAAGUCUUUGAAAAUGACUUAUCAUGAGACACAAUGUUAUAUCAGCAGAUACUGACUUUCUUCACUUUGCAGAAGACCAGUCACACCUUUUACCAGUCAUUCUGAAAAUAUCUCCCCUCACUGAAAAAUGCCAUUUUUCUAACUUGAGAGAAAAAUAACAUGGCUGACUGUCUUAUUUAAAGGAAUAUUGCAUAUUUUUGAGAAUUAAGAGCACAGCUUUUGCUGCUGAGGAAUGAAAAGGUGAAGUUGUUGCUCAGUCAGUCACUCAUUGCUGAGGGUGUUGAUCUUUGCCUUGAUCCAAGGAAGUGAUGAAUGAGAGACAGGGGCUGCUUUGAAACCUCUCCCCUCCACUCAUAAUCUCUUAACACAUACUGUGUAUGUGCGUGCAUGGGUGCAUGGGCGUGUGUGUGUGUAUGUGUGUGUGCAUACAUGCAGGAGAAGAUAUCAUUUCACCUGCUGUUUAGAACUCAGAGUGCUGUGAUGGCUCGCUGCUAAAGCUGCAGAUUUCAUACAUCCUUUAAGACUCCUACUGUCCUCCCUGUAGGUGUGUGUGUGUGGGUGUGGGUGUGUGUGUUUAUGUCCGGGAUUUCUGACACAGAAUUUGACCUUCUGUACCUGCUGAGAAACAGUCUGUUAUAUGUUUUUUUUCCCUCCCCCUGUCAUUUCUUUGAGAUUUUCCUUUAGUUUUGUACGUGAUGAAACAUGAGCAAUAAAAAGUUACCGAAUAA